GAGAUGUUAAAAAUGACAAGCAAAGUUUUCUCUUUGUCCCUUGCUUUUCAUAAAACCAAAGUCUUGAUCGUGUAACUGCCUCUUGUCCCAAGGGAGACUGUGUAAAAGGGAGGGAAAAGAAGCGGAGUGGGUGAGGGGUGGCAGAGCAGAUCCGGGGGACAGCGGAGAAGAGGCGCGAGCCAGUCUCUGGCAGGAGGGCGUGGAUACCGGUGCAAGCUCGAACAGGUCCAGCCUUCUGGAGACCUGUGCCAACAGCAGGAGGGGACAGACGGGAUCUCUGUGGGCAAACUAGGGUGUGGACCAGCCGGGAGCGCCUAACUAGAAACUCCCCUGGAUCCUCCCAGAGGCACUGGACUCGCUGGUCCCCUUUUGCCCCACUGAGCCACCUUUAGAAGUUUUCCCAAGAGAAGGUACCAGACAGAUCGGAUGUCAGAGGCAGCUCAGGUAAGUCUAUCUGCGCGUGCCUUACAAGGGAUAGGGCUCUCUCCAUGCGCCCUUUAGCCAACUCUUUGAGCGAGGUGAAGGGAAAUCAAGGGUUUGCUUCUGGGAAAAGAGCAACUCUUUAUGAAAAGGAAAUGGUGCACACCCCUGGCCGUCCUUGCCCAAAAUGGGAGUGGCUCAAGGUCCCUUCCCUAACCUGAGAAGAGGCGCCACCUUUCGUAGCACCGCCGCAGGUGGCUAAGGCUGGAUUUUUGGACAGCUCCGGGUCAGUGGAUGGAGUAAACAAGCUUCGAGGACCCCGGCACCUUCAAGCUGCCAACCUUCGGUGUAAUAAACUAACUGCAGACAAUGAUUCUACCUUGAUAAUCCAGGCAGACCACAGUGGAUCAAGCAUUACUGGUUUCUCCCAUUUCUUCAGUGAACAGAAAGUAUUAGAGAUCUUCUUCAAUCUUUGCACAUUGCCUCCUUUCCAAGGAACAAUGGAAUUGCCAUUAGGUGGAAGAGGAUUGAUCCUGAGUCUAAUUUUCCUCCUGUUAAAAUUGUCAACAGCUGAAAUACCACUCUCAGUUCACCAGGUUCCAACAAUCGUAAAGCAGUCAUAUGUGCAAGUGGCCUUUCCCUUCGAUGAGUAUUUUCAAAUUGAAUGUGAAGCAAAAGGAAACCCUGAACCAAAAUUUUCAUGGACCAAGGAUGAUAAGCCUUUUGAUCUCUCUGACCCUCGGAUAAUUGCAUUUAACAACUCAGGCACAUUCAGGAUCCCAAAUGAGGGCCACAUCUCUCAUUUUCAAGGAAAAUACCGCUGUUUUGCAUCUAACAGACUAGGAACUGCAAUAUCAGAAGAAAUAGAGUUCAUAGUUCCAGGUGUUCCAAAAUUCCCAAAAGAAAAAAUUGAACCCAUUGAUGUAGAAGAAGGGGAUUCCAUUGUCCUACCCUGCAACCCUCCCAAAGGCCACCCACCUUUACACAUCUAUUGGAUGAAUAUUGAAUUAGAACACAUUGAACAAGAUGAACGAGUGUACAUGAGCCAGAAAGGAGAUCUUUACUUUGCAAAUGUGGAAGAAAAAGACAGUCGGAAUGAUUACUGCUGCUUCGCUGCAUUUCCAAAAUUAAGAACGAUUGUACAAAAAAUGCCAAUGAAACUAACUGUGAACAGUUUAAAGCAUGCUAAUGAUUCAAGUUCAUCCACAGAAAUUAGUAACCAGGCAAAUUCCAUCAAGCAAAGGAAACCCAAGCUACUGUUGCCUCCUGCUCAAAUUGGCAGUGCAUCCUCAAAGACUGUACUCAAAGGGGAUACCUUGUUGCUCGAGUGUUUUGCAGAGGGCCUACCAACUCCACAGAUCGAGUGGAGCAAACUGGGUAGUGAAUUACCAAAGGGAAGAGCAACAAUUGAAAUUCAUGAAAAGACAUUGAAGAUAGAAAAUGUCUCCUACCAGGACAGAGGAAAUUAUCGCUGUACAGCCAACAAUUUGUUGGGGAAAGCCAGUCACGAUUUUCACGUCAUAGUAGAAGAGCCUCCCCGCUGGAAAAAGAAGCCUCAGAGUGCCGUGUACAGCACAGGGAGCAACGGUAUCUUGUUGUGUGAAGCAGAAGGAGAACCCCAGCCCACAAUCAAAUGGAGAGUCAAUGGCUUGCCGAUUGAAAAUCAUCCAUUUCCUGGUGACGUUAUGUUCCCCAGGGAAAUCAGUUUUACAAACUUACAGCCAAAUCAUACUGCUGUAUAUCAGUGCGAAGCCUCAAAUAUUCAUGGAACCAUUUUGGCCAACGCCAAUAUUGAUGUUGUAGAUGUUGUUCCACUGAUACAAACUAAGAAUGAAGAAAACUAUGAAACUGUGGUUGGGUACAGCGCUUUCUUACACUGCGAGUACUUUGCUUCACCCAAGGCCACAGUGGUCUGGGAAGUGGCUGAUGAAACACAUCCCCUUGAAGGUGGUCGGUAUCAUACUCAUGAAAACGGCACACUGGAGAUCGAAAGAACUACUGAGGAAGAUGCAGGCUCAUACUCUUGUUGGGUAGACAACACAAUGGGAAAGGCCGUCAUCACGGCGAACUUGGAUAUUCGAAAUGCUACGAAGCUCAGAGUUUUUCCUAAGAAUCCUCGAAUCCCUAAAUCACAUGUGCUUGAACUAUACUGUGAAAGCCAGUGUGACUCACAUUUGAAACACAGUUUGAAGUUGUCCUGGAGUAAAGAUGGAGAAGCUUUUGAGAUGAAUGGCACAGAAGAUGGCAGGAUCGUGAUUGACGGGGCUAAUCUGACCAUAUCUAACAUCUCAGGAGAAGAUCAGGGUAUUUACUCCUGUUCUGCUCAAACUGCUCUUGAUAGUACUUCGGGAAAAACUCAAGUAACCGUCCUUGGUGUUCCAGAUCCUCCCAGAAACCUUCUCCUGUCAGAAAGACAAAACAGGAGUGUCCGGCUGUCCUGGGAAGCAGGAGAUGACCACAACAGCAAAAUCAGCGAGUACAUUGUAGAAUUUGAAGGGAACAGAGAGGAACCUGGAAAGUGGGAGGAACUAACUAGAGUCCGAGGAGAAGAAACAGAUGUUGUGCUACCUUUGGCUCCGUAUGUGAGAUAUCAGUUUAGGGUCACAGCUGUAAACGAAGUCGGAAAAAGUCACUCCAGCCAACCAUCAGACCAUCAUGAAACUCCACCAGCAGCUCCAGACAAGAAUCCACAUAACAUCAGAGUUCAAGCAUCUCAACCCAAGGAAAUGAUUAUAAAAUGGGAGCCUUUGAAAUCUAUGGAGCAGAACGGACCAGGACUGGAGUACAGAGUGAGCUGGAAGCCCCAGGGAGCCCCUGAAGAGUGGGAAGAAGAAACAGUUACAAACCACACAUUACGUGUGAUGACACCUACUGUCUAUGCUCCUUACGAUGUCCAAGUUCAAGCCAUUAAUCAACUAGGCUCUGGGCCUGAGCCCCAGCCAGUGACACUCUAUUCAGGGGAAGACUAUCCUAGUACGGCUCCUGUGAUCCAUCGUGUGGAUGUUAUGAACAGUACAUUAGUUAAAGUUACCUGGUCAUCAAUUCCUAAGGAAACAGUACACGGACUACUAAGAGGAUACCAGAUAAAUUGGUGGAAAACAAAAAGCCUGUUGGAUGGAAGGACACAUCCCAAAGAAGUGAACAUUCUAAGGUUUUCAGGACAGCGAAAUUCUGGAAUGGUUCCUUCCCUAGAGCCCUUUAGUGAAUUUCACUUAACAGUCUUAGCCUAUAAUUCCAAAGGAGCUGGUCCAGAGAGUGAGCCGUAUAUAUUUCAGACACCAGAAGGAGUACCUGAACAACCAAGUUUUCUCAAGGUCAUCAAAGUUGAUAAAGACACAGCCACCUUAUCCUGGGGCCUUCCUAAGAAACUAAAUGGAAAUUUAACUGGUUAUCUCUUACAAUACCAGAUAAUAAAUGACACUUACGAGCUUGGAGAGUUAAAUGAAAUCAACGUUACGACUCCAUCUAAAUCCAGUUGGCAUCUCUCCAACCUCAACGCAACAACAAAAUACAAAUUCUACUUGAAGGCAUGCACCUCGAGAGGCUGUGGGAAGCCGAUCAGUGAGGAAGGUGCCACACUAGGAGAGGGGAGUAAAGGUAUCAGGAAGAUAACAGAAGGAGUAAAUGUUACCCAAAAGAGUCACCCUGUAGAGGUACUUGUGCCGGGAGCGGAACAUAUUGUUCACCUAAUGACUAAGAAUUGGGGUGAUAACGAUAGCAUUUUUCAAGAUGUUAUUGAGACAAGAGGGCGAGAGUAUGCUGGCUUAUAUGAUGAUAUCUCCACUCAAGGCUGGUUUAUUGGACUGAUGUGUGCAAUUGCUCUUCUCACACUGAUAUUGUUAACUGUUUGCUUUGUGAAGAGGAACAGAGGUGGAAAGUAUUCAGUAAAAGAAAAGGAAGAUUUACACCCAGAUCCAGAAGUUCAGUCAGCAAAAGAUGAAACUUUUGGUGAAUACAGUGACAGUGAUGAAAAGCCUCUCAAGGGAAGCCUUCGGUCCCUGAAUAGAAACAUGCAGCCCACAGAGAGUGCUGACAGUUUAGUGGAAUAUGGAGAAGGAGAUCAGUCCAUAUUCAACGAAGAUGGAUCAUUUAUUGGCGCCUACACAGGAGCUAAGGAGAAAGGAUCUGUUGAAAGCAAUGGAAGUUCAACUGCCACCUUCCCACUCCGAGCAUAAGCACAGCACAUCCAUGCACCAAGGCUGGCUCACCUGGACCUCUCCAGUCUCUUAAGGGGAGCAAGGCCUUUUCCACAGGAGUGAAAAAUGUGUGUCCAGAGGUUGAUAUUCUGCAAUUUUGCUCAGAAAAAUAGCACUGCCUUCCAAAAGAAAAAGAAAAAAGAAUCAUAUGCCAAGUACUUCAACCCUGUGUUUCAUUUUGGGUUUUGAUUUCAGGUGCUCAAAAUGCAAAACACGAAAAAAAUCCUGUAUUUAGAUCCACUUUGACUGAAUCCAAAGUUCUCAUUUCUGAUAUUCCACAUCUGCCUGGUUCUCCUGUUCAGUGUGUGUGCAUUGAUGUUGCUAACUGCGUGGGUUUCUCUCUGGAUGCACAAUUAUACUCAGUUUUGAAGAACUGUUUUAGUGAUGUUGAUUCACUACAGGUUAAAAGAUUGUAAGCAAGCAAAAGUUGGUUAUUUAAAAUGUAAAAAGGAACAUGAAUGUCUUAUUAAACAUUCCAUGGAAUCUAUAGUCUAAAGUUAUUAUUUAAAAUUUUAGUAGCAAAAGUCUUAGAGGAUCAUACCACUCAUAUUUAUUGAGCUCCUAUUUGGCCAGAGACUGCUAUCUUUACACAGAGUUAUAGUGUUUUCAAUUUCUGGAUAAUUGUUUUUAAUUUUUGUCAGUCAUGACAACUCUGUAUCCAUCUUUCUUUCUUUCUUCCUUCCUUCCUUCCUUCCUUCCUUCCUUCCUUCCUUCCUUCCUUUCUUCUUUCAACUCAGACUAACUGGGGCUGCAAAGGGAGUGGUAGUCAUAGGUUAUUUUAAAAACAGGAAGAUGUUGAUGUCUCUAUUUUAUAUCUUCAUUUGUAAGUUUAGGGCUUUCUGCCUUUAUGUUUAUAUACCGAGAUGCUUGAGUGUAUUUCAUGAAUGCAUUGUACAUAUUAUGUUAAUAUUUACACAGUUUAAAACAUAGUGUUUUAUUUUAAAGUGAGAAAAAGAACAUUAAUAGGCAUGAUUGUACAGCUAGAAUAUAUAAUGUAAGAAUCCAUUUUUAUCCUUCUGGGGCUAGGCACAAUAACAUGGGGUUCCAAAUUCAAGACUAUAUGAAAAAUUGGAUUUUGUUUUUAUAUUUCUCUCCCUCAUGUAGUCUCAAAAUAAAGUAUUGUAUAAUCAUAAAGGGAAAUUCAUUCAUACUUUUCAAAAUAAGUUUUGGUUGGAUUCUUACCCCGGCACUCGAAAAAGAAAAUAAUCUACGGUAGAAACUCUUCUUUUUUUUUUUCUUUUUUUUUUUUUUUGGAGCUGGGAACUGAACCUAGGGCCUUGCGCUUGCUAGGCAAGCGCUCUACCACUGAGCUAAAUCCCCAACUAGAAACUCUUAUAUAACUGUUAGUUUAUAUCAUACUGUAAAUGUAUUUGUAGUGGUAUGAUCAUUCUUUAAAUGUUUUCCUUCUAUCAAAGUUAGUACAGAUUCAGGGACUUUAGUUUCUGGCAUGAGGGCUACCAGUCCAUCUAAAAUGGUACAUAAGGUUUAGAACAUUUUAGAAAUCCUAUGAAGGACUCUGUAUACAUCUAAGUAAAUACUAAGUAUUAGUAUUUGCUUUCAUAUUAAAUGGAAAAAUUUUGCCUCACCAUGAAAUUACUAACUCUGUUAAGAAAUACUGGUUCACAGAUUUAACUUUAGUUUGUAUAAUUAUUGGCCAUACUGUUCAUUCUUCAUAUUUAAUUGGUACGAUGCAUUAUGUUGUUUGGGGAUUAAAAUCGUGAACAUAUAAAAGAGCCAAUAAAUAGGAAACAUACUUUUUAACCACAUGCAUCCUGCAGAAUGCAUAGGCAGGAAAAGCUUGUUUUUGUUUUUAACUUUUUGUUAAUUUUUGUUAACUUUUGGUUGAUUUGGGUUUUGUUUUUUCAAAACCCAUGGAUCUCAGUAUUCAGUUACCCUCUUGGAAGUACCAAACGGAAGCCUGCGUGAGUGUAAGGACCCAGAUGUCCAGUUAUACAAACAGAUCUCCAACCCUUUCUGAUGACUAGGACCGAGAUUUCUGGAAGAUCCAUCAUUGUGUGCUAUUUUUAUGGGAGGACCUGUAGUGCUGAGCCCCAGAGAAAAUAAAGGAUGCAGCUGACAGUAACUAUGCUAUUAUUCUGCCUCCUCUUUGUCAUCAAAACCAGUUUUGAAAGGAUCAUCUAAGUUGAAAAUAAUACCCAAAAGUUCCCAAUGGAUUCAUUAGGAAUUUAAUAAUCUUUGAGUCAGAAGUUGACAGAAAUUAUUAUAUUUUUGUUUCAAAUGGAUCUCAUCAUUCUUUCUUCAGCCAUUGGAAUGUAAGAUUGGCUUUUAACACUUUUUGCUAGCCUCUGUAAACCUUUAAAUACUACUUGGUUUCACUCUGUUGUAACUCUUCAGCAAAGCAGGCCAAGGUCCGUGGACUUUUAAAAUUUUAACUGUAGAAUUACAGCAUUCAGUAUGUUCGAAUGAAAACCAAUCCAAUUGGUUAAAGUGGAUUUUAUUCUUUUUCUGUCUCGGAGACCAUGGGUGGCAGACUCCAUGACGUGCAAUGCUGAUUACAAAUGGGCAAUAAUUGUUUAGAAGUUGCCCACUGAGUCAUCAGGCAGCUGCUAGUAUGUAAAACUCUGUUCUUAACUGGUUUCACAGUAACAUUCUAUAGUCUACUGACGAUAUGAUUUUAAUGUGAUUGUAUAUAAUCUGAAGGAUUGCCAAUGGGGAUAACUUCAGAUGGAGAUGUUUGAGGGUCAGGAAAAUCCAUGUUCUCUUCCAGGUUCCAGCAUAUAUUAUGUACAGAAACCUUAGGCAUGAUGCUGAACUGCUUCAUUUCAAACCGUGCUACAAAGUGCUAAUGAUUGCUAUCACAGGGUGUUCUUUUGUAUGAAGAAAAAUUUACAAGUGAUAAAAUCUAAGAUGCCUUUUAACCUCAUUACCCAACCUGUAAUCAAAUUAUGUAUCAAAAAGUCACCCCCACAUACGCCAACUCAACUUUUUCCCCCUCUAAGCACAUAAAUAUAUUUUUAUAAAAAAAACACAGAUCUACAGAAAAUAAACGAAAUCUGCUCUUAAGAGAGGAGUACAAUUUGCACAUGCCAUUGAAAAUUAUUAAUCAGAAGAAAAUCAAGCAGGGUCUUUGCUAUACAAAAGUGUUUUCCACUAAUUCUGCAUGCGUAUUUGUAAGACGUGAACUCAGUGGAUUUAUUCUCUUGGUAUAAAGGCAUCUGAUAUUUUAGAUGUACCCAUGUUUAUAAAAAGAAAAUUUAGAGCACAAUGAACUUAUGCUAUUUUAUACUCAUGGAAGAGAUAGAGGACAAUAGGGGAGAUGUCGGCUGCUUUUCUAAGUAUUUAAAACAUAUUUGCCAAUUGAAACCCUAAAUAUGUUUACAUGCCAUGAAGGCGUAACUCUUGUAACAACUUUAAAUUGGUUAUAGUAGGACUGGUUUGUGGUCUGUGGUAAUAGAUGUACCCUAGUGUUCCUAUAGAGUGUGAUAAGUAGUGUUGAGCCAAAGCUUACUUUGUUUUGUAUCUUAAACUGACUGCAUCGUCAAAAAGACAAAAGGUAUGGGGAGCAGGUUCACCCAAGUAGUCUUUUUCGUUUUCACUGAGAUUAAUGUUCACAGUAGAUCUUUAUUGAAAUGUGUUUGUGUCGUAGAUGGUGUUUGUAUUAUGCUUAUGGCUAUGUAUGGUUCAAAACUAUUUUCAUUACACAUGGAAUUCAGCUUUCAAAUAAAAGUUUGAGUUCGUGUACUGUGAA
Messenger RNA from Rattus norvegicus (Norway rat), 8325 nucleotides. It is a transcript of the gene Chl1, whose product is annotated as cell adhesion molecule L1-like. NCBI's taxonomy places the organism in Eukaryota, Metazoa, Chordata, Mammalia, Rodentia, Muridae. Gene Ontology annotation, cellular component: apical part of cell; membrane; plasma membrane. Gene Ontology annotation, molecular function: protease binding. The record is from RefSeq and is a predicted model, not a curated record. Gene Ontology annotation, biological process: negative regulation of neuron apoptotic process.